Ilyonectria robusta is the source of this 648-nucleotide messenger RNA. RefSeq lists its product as uncharacterized. The transcript is spliced from 2 exons. The record is from RefSeq and is a predicted model, not a curated record. The annotation marks the transcript as partial. NCBI's taxonomy places the organism in Eukaryota, Fungi, Ascomycota, Sordariomycetes, Hypocreales, Nectriaceae.
AUGACUGCAAAUAGAACCAUCGUCGUCAUCGGCGCCGGCCCUGGCAUUGGACGAAGCGUCACCAGUUUGUUUGCUUCGAACCGGUACAACAAGAUUGCUCUCUUGGCCAGACGGGACGAGCAGCUGCAACUCGAGAAAGCUGCGGUGGAAGCGGCGGUCAGACAUCCCGUUACGGUCAAGACAUAUGUGGUGGACGUCUCGGACGGCGAUGCCCUGGUCAGCGCAAUGGACAGGAUCGACGCCGAUCUUGGCCAGCCAGAGGUCAUCUUCUACAACGCGGCUCGCGUUCUCUUCUCCAAUUUUUUCGAGCACCCAGUAGAGGAGAUUGAGUAUGACUUCAAGAUUACCGUUACAUCGCUGUAUCAGCUUGCUGGUCGAGAGAUCCCCAGGCUCGUAGAGCUGGCUAAAUCGGACCCAACAUCGCGACCAGGCUUUAUUGUCACAAGCUCCCUGCUGCCAAAGGAGCCUGAGCCGGAUCUGUUCGCACUCUCGCUCACCAAAGGAGCCCAGUGGAACCUGGUCAAGUCGCUCCAAAAGAAGUUCGGUCCGCAUGGAGUGCACAUCGGCGUAAUCAUCGUUGGUGGUUUUGUUUCACCCGAGGAACACAACCGCAACCCGGACAACAUCGCGAAGAAGACUUGGGAGUGG